GGCAGAGCAGACCCCGCCCAUUUAUGCUAAUUACAACCUCCCCUCCCCCUCGGCGUGUCAGGGGAGCAGGCCGGCUCUGAUUGGCCAGGUCGAAGCCAUUUAUUCGCUGACAGCCCCGUCCACAUGAAUGGUUGUCUAUUAACUUGCUCAAAAACUAUCUGGAGUUGUCAAGGCUCAGGCGGACAGAGGCGAAAAGUACAGUUUGUUGAUGCUUUUUCGGAGAAGCGACAGGAGAAGUUUUGUGGACACAAAAUAGCGAGCGACCUAUUGGGAGAAGGCUCUUUGUCACACACACGCUCUGACACACACUCACGGAGCGGGAGAGAGAGAGAGAGAAAGAGAGAGAGAGAGUGUGUGAAGACGCGGCUCGCUGCUUGUUGUUUUUCGUCCAGAGAAAAAGUUGCAGAGAAAACAUCGACAGGUAACUUUUUGUGCGCGCUCCUCACUGGCUCGUGGAGUUUGUCUCGUUGGUUUUUCUUUCUUUUUCCGCCACCCCCGUGCUCGCGGGAGCUCCAACUAAAAGCUGUUCCUGAUGUAUAACAUGAUGGAGACUGAACUGAAGCCCCCGGCUCCCCAGACCAACACGGGGGGCUCGGGCAACACCAACACGUCCGGCACCGGCACCAACCAGAAAAACAGUCCGGAGCGGGUCAAGAGACCCAUGAACGCGUUCAUGGUGUGGUCCCGGGGCCAGAGGAGGAAGAUGGCGCAAGAAAAUCCCAAAAUGCACAACUCGGAGAUAAGCAAGAGGCUGGGCGCGGAGUGGAAACUUCUGUCGGAGAGCGAGAAGAGACCGUUCAUCGACGAAGCCAAGAGGCUGCGGGCCCUGCACAUGAAGGAGCAUCCGGAUUACAAAUACCGGCCCAGGAGGAAAACCAAGACCCUCAUGAAGAAGGACAAGUACACCUUGCCCGGUGGGCUGCUGUCGGCGGGAGGAAACGGGAUGGGAGCUGGCGUCGGUGUCGGGGUGGGGGGCGGGCUGGGCGGCGGGGUGAACCAGCGGAUGGACAGCUACGCGGCGCACAUGAACGGCUGGACCAACGGGGGUUACGGCAUGAUGCAGGACCAGCUGAGCUACCAGCACCCGGGGCUGAACGCGCACAACCAGAGCCAGAUGCAGUCCAUGCACCGCUACGACAUGAGCGCCCUGCAGUACAACACCAUGGCCAGCUCCCAGAGCUACAUGAACGGCUCCCCGACAUACUCCAUGUCCUAUUCCCAGCAAGGCACGCCGGGGAUGACCACCCUGGGCUCCAUGGGGCCCUCAUCGGUGGUGAAGUCCGAGUCCAGCAGCUCCAGCCCGCCCGUCGUCACCUCGUCUUCCCACCGGGCCGGCCCGGGCUGCCAAAGCGGAGAUCUGAGGGACAUGAUCAGCAUGUACCUGCCCGGGGCGGAGGUCAGCGAGCAGACCGCCCAGACCAGGCUACACAUGUCCGGCCACUACCAGAGCACCGUGCCCGGGACGACGAUCAACGGCACGCUGCCGUUAACACACAUGUAAGAGACACAAAGCAGAGAGAGAGAGAGAUAGAGAGACCUAGAAAGAGAGAGAGAGAGAGAGCGAGAAAGAGAGAGAGAGAGAGAGAGCGAGAGAGAGAGAGAGCGAGAGAGAGAGAGAAAUGAACUUUUAUAAAAUAAACUGUGGGCGAUUAACGUUGGACUAUUUUUGUACAGAAAAAUUUCGGGGUGGGAAGAGUUGUAUAGAAGUCUCCAGAAAAAAGACACACGACUCUUUUUUUCUGUCAUGUUAUUCUAAAGGGAGCUCUAGAGGAACGGUAGGAGAUCCCCCUCUUCACUGGUGGAUGAAGUUUGGAAGACUAGAAAGUGGGAGUCGCAAUCAAAUGUUAUUAUUGCAAUCACCUUUUGUACAGUAUUUAUCAAGGAAACAUUACAAUCAGAUGAAAUUGUUUGUUAAACUGCAAGAGGUUGCAUUUAUAUAUAUAUAUAUAUAUAUAUACAUAUAUAUAUGUGUAUAUGUAUAUUUAUAUAUAUGUAUAUGUAUAUAUAUAUGAAAGCAACACCAGUUCUGCAGAAAAUAUUAAAAAAAUUAAGAUGGCAGAACUGGAAUUAUAGAGGAGCGAUCAGUUAUGAUCCUUUAUAACUGCAAACAUUGGAAAGAAAAGGGACAUAAAAACGAUACAGGUAAUACUGUUUUUUCUUCUUCAUUUAAGGUCAAUAUUACUUAACAUUUUAAUUUUCUUUAAAAAAAACAAAAGACACUUUUUUUCUCUCCUACAGCUUAAAAUAUAGGUUGUUAAUUUAUAUUUCCGUCUCCCACUUUUCAUCUGUUAGAGGUAUGACGCUUGUGCUCUUUAUUUUCUAAUUGAUUUGUACAAUUUCUGUAUAUUUACUGUGAUAUUUUAAGUUUUUAUUUCAAAGAAAUUCAUUCCCGUAGUUGUAUUUUAAAAAGUGUGGCCUGUACACAGAAGCCAAUCACUCUAUGUAUAUAUCUACCGGAACUAAUACCAUCCUUAUAACAGUUACAAUUUCAGCUGAGUAUAUUUUUUUUCAUUAUGCAGUUUGAAAUGAAUACAUUUUGGAAAUUUGGAUACUUGAUAUUGUUUGAGUUUUGAUUUUGAUUUCUCUCUGUCAUUUUAUGUGUGCGGGUUAAAUUGUCAUCUGUCUUUCUUCUGAUGUAAUUAUUCCCUGUAAAUGUAACACUGACUUUUUACGUCUUUAUGAAUAUAAAUAUUUGACUUCAGCUAACAAAAAUAUCAGUUUUGGGUGGUGCAUUGCUUUCAAAACUCCACGGUUCAAAUGACUCCGCGUGUGCGUUGUGAUUUCUGUGCUCGUGCCUGCAGACAAGAAGCCGCCGUCUGUGGCCUGUUUCCUAAAAAGGGGGAAGACCUGUCCGACACAUAAUAACAUCCCCAGGUUUACACUGACGUUUCUCCUCUUUUAUUCUUCAUUAAAAGCAAAACAUAAUCAUCAAUACGCAGCUGCUCCUGAGGCACUGGCUACAUUUAAGAAUAUAUAUUUUAUUUUUAAAUUAAUUCAUGAUUGUAUUCUUAUAUUAUUUUGUGGACCUGUUUUUUUUAAUGGGACAUGGGACUGAGGGAGGAAUAAUUACAUAUCCAGGCGUAAAUCUGAUUUAUUUCCCUCAUUCAGUUAUUAAAGAUUUGUGUCAACUGACAGAAGGAU
Molecule: messenger RNA, 3141 nt
Organism: Pseudoliparis swirei
Lineage: Eukaryota; Metazoa; Chordata; Actinopteri; Perciformes; Liparidae
Gene: sox2
Product: SRY-box transcription factor 2
Exons: 1
Coding region: 533-1501 (322 amino acids)
Biological process (GO): regulation of DNA-templated transcription; cell differentiation; anatomical structure morphogenesis
Molecular function (GO): RNA polymerase II cis-regulatory region sequence-specific DNA binding; DNA-binding transcription factor activity, RNA polymerase II-specific
Source: RefSeq, a predicted model, not a curated record